ACAAGGAAACAUAUAUAAACUUCUACAUCCAAGGAGGUAAGGAUCAGAUGAAACAGAUUUUAAUGUUUUUAAAGGAUUUUUUUGUGACGGUGAGUGAAAAAUAACAAAACUCAACCAUGGUGAUUGGAGAAGAAUCUGUUCACACUCGACCUAGGAUUCAGUCUUUAAGGUCAGUAACAAAGCUACGUUCACCUCCUGCUGUGGUCAUUACUGACGACUCGGACACAUUCACAGGAAUUAAUCCUACUUUAUCUGACACUGCUCUCUCUUCAGUAGAACCAUUACACGAUUCCCCAUCCCUCAUGCAAUCUAGCCCUACUAUAGAGCGUUGUAGUUCCAUAUCUAAAAUUCAUGGAAUUUUUCAUUCUGGGGCAUUCAACCGGCCAUCAAUAGGGUCUCUCAGGUCCUGCUCACAAGAAGGGUUCCAAGUACUUCACAAUCAAUCUUCUUCAGAAUUUCAAACAGACAUAAGUCACGUAUCGAACAACUAUCAUGGAGACAUCACAGAUGACAAUCAAUCACCAAACAGUACAAAAGGAUUUCAAUGUUGCUCUAAGAAACUGCCGCGAAUUAUUCUCGGAAUAUUUCUGAAACUAUUGUUUGCUGGUUCAUGGGCUGGAGCUGCACACUUACUCAAGUUAACUUACAUAUCAACUUUUCACCUUGCUUCAGACUUUGCUCCAAAUGUGACCACUGGACUUAUAGAAGAAGCUAAAAUUAAUGUUGUUACUUCACUGCCAACAAUGACACCUUCUUCCUUUAACGCACCUUUUUUCACAACUUGGUUUUGCACUAUGUGGAAUAUAUUCUUUUUUCCUAUCUACUUGGGAUCAAGAGCAUUGACACAACCUGAAAAGGAUACAACAAAAAAGGUUAUUUUCGAAUGUGUUCGUCAAUUUCACGAGAAAGGUUUCACGACAACGCAAUUCUUCGGACGGUGUUCAUUAUUCUGCCUCCUCUCGAUCGUAACUAAGUACAUGUUUAUCUAUUCCAUCGGUAUCCUAGAUACGACUGACGUUCUUGCUUUGUUUUCGUCCAGAAUUUCUUUCAUCUACCUUUUGUCUUGGGUUGUUCUACAUCAACAAUUUGUGGGUUUAAAGAUUGUUGCAGUCAUCUUAUGUAAUACAGGAAUAGCUAUGUUGGCGUACAUGGAUGGAGUUGCUAAAACUCCAACGCUAGGGGGAGUUCUCUUGGCCUCCGCCUCAGCUGCGGGAUCUGCAAUUUAUGGGGUGUUUUUCAAAAAGUUGAUUGGGGACGUCACACCUGGACAGCUUUCUAUAUUCUUUACUCUAAUGGGCCUUAUGAACUUUUUAAUUAUGUGGCCCUUUUUCAUCACCCUCCACGUAAUGCAUAUCGAGACUCUUCAUUGGAAUAUGUUACCGUGGAUUCCACUAGGUGGAACUGCAGCCUUAUUUCUGGUAGCCAACUUGAUAGGAAGUUUUGGAAUUGUUUGGACAUAUGAAGUAUUUCUUACACUUGGCAUUGUUCUUGCAGUACCAGCAUCAGCAGUCAUCGACAUUUACAUUUAUGGAGUCGUCUUUAAGGGAAUGAGACUGGCAGGAAUACUUUUGAUUACACUGGGCUUCUUAUUAGUCCUACUGCCUAACAACUGGCCAGAUUACAUCAAUAUUCUUUUGAGAAUGCGCAGAAUGUAUCAGAAGAGGAGCAAGAGUAGAUUAACAGAGAAGGGAUCUUUGAAUGAUCAUAAAUCCAGACUUCGAAAUGCCAAUGGAGCCAUAACUGGACAGCGGAAAAGACACUUUUAGUUGACUCACUGACGUGAAGAACCAGUGGACAAGUGAAAGAAAGCCAAAUACAGAAGGCUGUUUCGAUUUGCCUUCAAGU
Messenger RNA from Limulus polyphemus (Atlantic horseshoe crab), 1845 nucleotides. Its product is annotated as putative thiamine transporter SLC35F3. The coding region runs from base 117 to 1766 and encodes 549 amino acids. The transcript is spliced from 8 exons. NCBI's taxonomy places the organism in Eukaryota, Metazoa, Arthropoda, Merostomata, Xiphosura, Limulidae. The record is from RefSeq and is a predicted model, not a curated record.